AUGCAUCUCAAAGGAAGUCCUGCCGCUCGAGCUAUUGCAAAACGCCCUUUACCUUGCCCGUCUGAUUCUGAUGCAGCCUUCAAUUGGGUCAAAUCCGAGAUUCGAAGUUGCGAUAGGACUCACAUCCCCUGCCGCUUUUCCGUUGACAGACAAGCCAUUGGCCACCCAGAUGAUCAAAUCCUACCAACUCGUAUCAUAGACCUGACUGAAAAUGACAUAUCUGGAAGUCUGCGCUUGAUUGAGACGCAUGGCCAGAAGAGGGGACGCUGGGCCGCCCUUAGCCACUGUUGGGGUGAUCCCAAGGCUUCCCCACUAAAAACAACUAGUGCUACCUUGGCUCAGCACCUGGAAGAGAUCCCCUUGAGUGCACUGCCGGAGACAUUCCUCGACGCUAUCAGAAUUACCCGCAAGCUGGGGUUAAGAUACAUCUGGAUCGAUUCCAUUUGUAUCGUUCAGGAUGACGAGAGAGACUGGUUGAAGGAAGCCUCCUUAAUGGGAAAUAUUUACCAGCGGGCUUACGUGACGAUCGCGGCAUCUGACUCUCCCAACUCACUUCAUGGCUGUUUCAAUAGAAGGUGGUAUUCAACCCUGUCGUUGCAAUCUCUAGAGCUUCCUUUUUAUAGUUGUCAUGGAUCUACUGGGGCCUUGAGGCGUCGUGGGACCUUUGCAGCUAGUAUUGAAUCGGACGAUACGGGCCUUAAAGAUGCCGUGCUACAGUCAAGAGGCUGGAUCACACAGGAGUGGAUUCUCUCACGCCGUAUAAUACACUAUCGUCAAAAUCAUAUAUUUUGGUGCUGUAGGGUGCAUGGUGUAAAGGAUAGUGGUCAAGAGUUCGAAGACGUCAUCUACAACUGGAAUAUGUCCGGAGUCAGCUGGAAUGAUGUGGUCGAAAGGCAUAGUGAUAGGGCGUUCACAUUUGCUAAAGAUAAGCUCAUAUCUCUGGAUGGACUUGCCACAGCGCUGAAGCACAUGGUUGAGCGCUGGCGGCGGCAUUUUCAUGGCGAAUACCGGUUUGGUAUCUGGUCAGAAACGUUGCCGAAUUGUUUGUUUUGGAUACCGGUAGGAAUUCACGCGGACCCUCACAUGGCACACGUUCCAACCUGGAGCUGGGCU
Messenger RNA from Hyaloscypha bicolor E, 1113 nucleotides. Its product is annotated as HET-domain-containing protein. The transcript is spliced from 3 exons. Lineage: Eukaryota; Fungi; Ascomycota; Leotiomycetes; Helotiales; Hyaloscyphaceae. The record is from RefSeq and is a predicted model, not a curated record. The annotation marks the transcript as partial.